AACUUGACACGCAGAAAGAGGCUCAAGAAGUUGGGCAGCAGACGCUUGGAGGAAAAGAUGAGGUCGGAGGCUUUGUUGCUACUUGGCCUGCUUGCGGGGAUCGGCCCCGGGGAGGGAGGCAGCGACGUCGCCAUCGAGUGUCCGUUUCCAGAGGGCAGCCACCUCAACUCCCAAAGGGAGUGUGCCAAGUACAGUGCCUGCGAGUGGACGGAAGGGCAGUGCCACUUGAGAGCCAAUAGCGAGGCGGGAUACAGAGUUGUUUCCCGUGUGGAAGACAAUCGCUUUGGAUUCAAGGUACAGAAAAAGGAUCUAAUUCUACAUAUUCAGAUUAUUAGACAAUAUAUGCCAUGUUUCGACAGCUCCCCCGAGAAAUCGACCGUUCCACCUGUCGACAACGACGCUCAGAGUCUUCUGUUUGAGGUCAACUACUACGAGGAUUACCACGUCCAGGUCAAGAUUUCCCCGAGAGACGAGGAGAGAUACGAGGUCCCUGUUCCGCUCAAUCUUCCAGAGAAUCCAACUUCAACAGGCCAGAAGUACUUCGUUAAUACGAGUGAAGUUGGCGAAGCGUUUUGGUUUUCUGUUGAGAGAGCGGGAAGCAGCGAUGGGACGAGUCUUUUCAGCACAGAAGGCCCCCUUACCUUCGAGGAUCAGUUCAUCCAGGUAACAGCAGCCCUGACUUCGAGUUACCUCUAUGGCUUCGGCGAGAACACACACACGAAGUUCAGACACAGGUUCUCCCCGAGGCAAACCUUCCCCAUCUUCGCAAGGGAUCAGCCGGUUGGAGAGGGCGACAUGAACGAAUACGGUCACCAUCCCUACUGCGUCAACAUCGACCCGGAAACUGGCGAGGCUUAUUCUGUUCUGUUCUUCAACUCCAAUGCAAUGGAAUACUCGACCUUCCUUCUGGCCGACGGUCGACCCGCCCUGACCCUGCGCUCGAUCGGGGGCGUCCUCGACCUGCACUUCUUCCUUGGACCGAGUUUGGAGGAUCUUAAUAAGCAGUACACGAAUAUGAUCGGUAAGCCGGUCUUCCCUCCCUAUUGGUCGCUGGGAUUCCACCUCUCCCGCUACGGCUACGGGUCGACCGAAAAUAUCCGCGUGGUGAGAGAGCGAAUGAAGGCAAUGGGCAUUCCGCAGGACGUUCAAACCUGUGACAUCGACUACAUGAAUCGCUACAGAGACUUCACGUAUGACCUCGAUGCUUGGGGCGAUUUUCCCGACUUGGUUCAGGAACUACACAACGAUGACGUUAAAUUGACGUUAAUUCUGGACCCGGCGCUGGUCACCGACUGGGCCAACUACCCGCCGGGCCAAAGAGGGAAGGACCGGGACGUGUACAUCAAAUGGGCUUCUCCUGAGUACAUACCCGGUGACCAGGACGUCUCUUAUGCGGACUACAUGGUCGGGUACGUGUGGCCGGAUACCAAGACGGUUUUUCCGGACUUCCUGAAUCCGGAGACGCAGGCUUGGUGGGGAGACGAGCUUAAACUCUUCCAUGAGACCCUCUCCUUCGACGCCCUGUGGAUCGACAUGAACGAACCGGCCAACUUCGGCACCAACCUGGACAAGCCUUGGAACUGGCCGGCGGGCGAACCGGACUGGAGUUUGAAGUGCCCGUUCAGCCGACUCGACAGCCCGCCCUACCCCACCAAGAUGAUCCGUGUGGGAGACAACAAGAGUAAGAGAAUUAGUGAUCACACCAUCUGCAUGUCCGGCAGCCAGACAAACGGCAACCGGACUUUCCUUCACUAUGACGUCCACUCUCUCUAUGGCUGGUCGGAGACGGUCGCGACGUAUAAGGGUCUGCAGCAAAUCUUCCCUGGCAAGAGGCAAGUGGUUCUCUCCCGGUCCACAUUUCCCGGUUCCGGCCAGUACGCGAUUCACUGGCUGGGCGACAACUCUGCGUCUUGGAGUCAUAUGCACAUGUCGAUCAUAGGCAUGCUCGAAUUCAACCUCUUCGGCGUGCCAAUGGUGGGCGCAGAUAUCUGUGGCUUCUUCGGCGAGCCAGACAUGGAGCUGUGCGCGAGGUGGAUGCAGCUGGGAGCCUUCUACCCCUUCAGCCGCAACCACAACACCAUCGACACCGCUGACCAGGACCCAGCUGUUUGGCCGGAAGUCGCCGAGAUAUCACGGGAGGUCUUGCUGCUCCGGUAUCAGUAUCUGCCUUAUCUCUACGCCCUAUUCCAUCGGACACACAUGCACGGUGAAUCAGUGGUACGACCUGUGUUCUCGCUGAGCCCGAACGACCUAACUGCCCUCGACGUGGAUGACCAAUUCCUGUGGGGAGACGGCAUCAUGGUGGCCCCCGUCAUUACCCAGGGAGCCACGGGGAGGGAGGUUUUCUUCCCGGAGGGCGAAUGGUACGACCUGCUGACGGGCGUGCGAGAGGCCUCAGGAGCCGCUCACUCCAAGUACGUGGAGGCGCCGUUGGAGAGGAUUCCCGUGUAUGCGAGAGGGGGCGUGGCGCUCCCUUAUCAGGUCCCUGGACUUAAUACAGUGCAGAGUCGGAAGAACCCGUUGGGCAUAACCCUCCCCCUGAACGCGAGCGGCGGUGCGAGCGGCGAGGUCUUCUGGGAUGACGGCGACGGCGAGCACGCAAUGGGCGAAGCCUUCUUGGCUACGGUCGUCUUCGCGGAGGACGCCCUCACCAUGACAGUGACUCACAGCCCGGACCCCGUCCAGGGACUCAAGCUUGAGACCCUCCAGUUCUUCGGGUAUCCUUCGAACCCUGCAGGAGUCCAGGUUAAUGGCGUCGACCUACCUGCCUCCGAAUGGGCCUUUAAUGGCGAUGUCCUCUCGGUUUUCCUCUCCGUGCCUUUGGGGGAGGACCUGGCGGUGACGCUGACGUGAAAUUUGGUUGAGGGUACGGUUGAGAGGGGGGGGGGAGUGGAGGGGAGGUGGGAGAUAUGAAGGGAUUAGGAGGGAGUGAAGGGAUGGCGGGGAUAUGUAAGUUAAUAUAAGGGGAAUGUGAAGGAUUGGGAGGAUGGUAAGGGAUGGAGAGAAGAUGUGAAGGGAUGGGCGGAGGAUGUGAAGGAGAGGAGAAAAUAAAUUGUAUAGGUGAUAGGGAAGAAAUGAAGUACAAAGAAAGGACAUAAAGAAGAAAACGAAAUACCGAGGGUUUAAUGAAAAAAGGAAGGAGGCAAGGAGGAAAUUUUGGUGCAGGAAACCUGAUGAAAAAAAAAUGUAUAGAGGAAAUGAGGGGAAAAGGUCUUGCUGUGUUGAUUUCUUGUGUAUUUUGCGGUUAUGCAUCUUAAUAAUGUAUUUUUCUUCUCUUCCAUUGUUUGUGUUGAAAACGUAAGACAAAGAUUAAGCCAAAUUAACAAGACAAGAGUUUAUGAUAAUCAACUAAUCGGAAAAUAAAACAUAAUGUAUA
Messenger RNA from Penaeus monodon (black tiger shrimp), 3376 nucleotides. RefSeq names its product maltase-glucoamylase, intestinal-like. Lineage: Eukaryota; Metazoa; Arthropoda; Malacostraca; Decapoda; Penaeidae. The coding region runs from base 58 to 2853 and encodes 931 amino acids. The transcript is spliced from 20 exons. Gene Ontology annotation, molecular function: alpha-1,4-glucosidase activity; carbohydrate binding. Gene Ontology annotation, biological process: carbohydrate metabolic process. The record is from RefSeq and is a predicted model, not a curated record.